AUGUCUGGAAAAAGUAUUGCGCAAAAAUAAUUAAAAUCUUUUUUUAAUUAGUUAAUAAUUGAGAAAGAAUGUCUGGAAGAGGAAUCGCAAUAUUCUGAACAUCCUGGAGGUUGGAUUGAAUGGUUUUGCGCUCAUGAAGAUCAUUAAUUUUUAUGUGAAGUAGAUGAUGAUUUUAUUCGUGAUCCAUUUAAUUAAAUUGGAAUAAAGGGAAAGUUUGCUUUCUAUAGUGAAGCCAUCAAUAUGAUUUUGCAAUCUACCUCACCCGAAGAUUAAGACUUAGAAGAUGAAAGAUUUUUAGAGGUUUAUUAAGAAGCAUCCGACAUUUAUGAUUCAUAUUUACUUCGAAAGGAUCGGCAAUAAUGCGGGAAAGAUCUUUUGUAGGGAAAAUUUGGUCAUUGUCCUCGGAUAUAUUGUGAGAAGCAGAAUGUCAUUCCAAUUGGUUUGUGUGAAGAUUUAAAAACAGCAAGAGUCAAGGUGUUUUGUCCACGUUGUGAAGAAGUUUACAUGCCAAAAAAAAAGUGUGCUGAUAUUGAUGGUGCAUAUUUUGGAAAGUCAUUCCCAUAAUUUUUGUUGAUGACAUAUCCUGAUUUACAUCCUAAAUAUCAAUUAUUACCAGACACUUAAAUAAAGUCUAAUUUUGAACCUACUCUAUUUGGAUUCAAAAUUGCUGGUAAAUAAGGAAGUAAAAUUAAAAGGUUUGAAUAAUAAUUGUAAUUCAACCAAAUUAUUACUCAACCUAUUGUUUAAUCAACUGAGCAAAAUAUUCUUUUAUAGGAACAUAAAUAAAUUAGAAUAUAAUAAUCAUAAUAAUAAACAUAGUAAGAGUAAUAAUAAUAGUAAUAAUAAUAAUCAUCAUAAGAAUAGAAUUCAGAACAUAAUCAUAAAAAAAAAAAUAAGAAAAAGCAUAAAAAUUGAUAUUCAAUAGAUUUGGUAUUAUAUAUGUAAAUGUUAAUAUAUUU
This is a messenger RNA of Paramecium tetraurelia, 959 nucleotides long. RefSeq lists its product as uncharacterized. Lineage: Eukaryota; Ciliophora; Oligohymenophorea; Peniculida; Parameciidae. The transcript has 7 exons. Gene Ontology annotation, cellular component: cytoplasm; protein kinase CK2 complex. The record is from RefSeq and is a predicted model, not a curated record. Gene Ontology annotation, molecular function: protein kinase regulator activity.